AUGGCUGUUAAAAUUCUAUUUGAUAUGGAUCUGGUUAAGGGUCAAGUAUCAGUUAAAGAAUUUGAAUACAUUGGUAGAUAUAAGGACUUUGUUGAUGUCUUGGACACCUCUGAAGCAUUAAAAUUCUUGAAGAUGGAGAAAAACUGGGCAGAAACUCCUGGAAGGAAAAAUACUGGGAAUUUACUGAACAUCUCCGGCCAAUCACACAUGAUGACUAUUCAAUCCCACUUGGAGUAG
Puccinia graminis f. sp. tritici CRL 75-36-700-3 is the source of this 237-nucleotide messenger RNA. RefSeq lists its product as uncharacterized. The coding region runs from base 1 to 237 and encodes 78 amino acids. NCBI's taxonomy places the organism in Eukaryota, Fungi, Basidiomycota, Pucciniomycetes, Pucciniales, Pucciniaceae. The record is from RefSeq and is a predicted model, not a curated record. The transcript is spliced from 3 exons.